This is a messenger RNA of Xyrauchen texanus (razorback sucker), 3469 nucleotides long. RefSeq names its product neurotrimin-like. The transcript is spliced from 9 exons. Gene Ontology annotation, cellular component: neuron projection. Lineage: Eukaryota; Metazoa; Chordata; Actinopteri; Cypriniformes; Catostomidae. The record is from RefSeq and is a predicted model, not a curated record. Bases 654 to 1802 code for a protein of 382 amino acids.
GCUGCUAUGAUAACAGCUUUCUCCCAACGUAUUUUUUGCUGGAAUUGAUGAAUAAUAAAUAAAUAAAUAAAGGAAUGCGCGUUAACAUCUUCCAUUCACAGUAAUACCUCCAGCAGCCUCUAAAAGAAACCGAGUAGCAGUCCCUCGGGAGGGAGACUUUUUUGUUUUUCUUUUGAGAAUAGCGUGACGCUCAGACUCGUACUGUACAUGCAUUGAGGAGCCACAAACACUCCAUAUCUGUCCACGCAGCUGGAGUGACAUUUCUGUCACGUUUCUUGACUUUAGACUCUUCGGCUUUCACUUUUUAAAGUUUAAGACCGCAGUUUCAGUAGUUGAAAAGAUGGAAUUUGUUAUGUGAAUUUGUAUGUAUUGAAACUAAGAAAGCAGCACAGCUGUAUUACAUUUAAUUAAUGUAUUUUUAUUUUAUUUGUGUUAACUUUUCAUGCGUCAAAUGACAGUGCGGCGCAGUCACAGAUAAGCGCUCUGUACUUUUAAAUACACCGGGGGGUUGUACUGUGUACUGUACCUGAGGUGGAAAUCUGGAUUAACAGAUUUGUUAACAGAAGUGCAAUGGCUAACUAACGCGUUCCUCUAUACUGCGUUUGCGACGGAUUUACAGUGUCUGAUCCAUCAGAAAAACUCCCGAGAUUAAGAUGGUAGUGUGUGGAUGCUGCGUGGCGUCCUGGAGGAGAUGUGUGGUUGUGUGUCUCAGACUGCUGUUCCUUCUCCCCGCAGGUCUGCCUGUCCGCAGUCAAGGACAAUCCCAGUCCGAUAACAAACAGAUGGACAAUAUCACCGUCAGACAAGGAGAGACGGUCUUCCUCAGUUGCUCACAAGGGGACUUUGUGACACACACAGCAUGGCUGAACAGAUCGAGUAUACUGUAUGCAGGAGAGGAUAAGUGGUCCGUAGACCCCAGGGUGAGCUUGGUUACUUUCAACCAGGAUGAGUUCACCAUCAAGAUCGAGGAUGUGGACUUGGCGGAUGAAGGCCAGUACAUCUGCGCGGUGCAGACUAUCAGCAGACCCCGAACCACAUCAGUGCACCUGAUCGUUCAAGUUCCUCCAAAGAUUGUAAACUUGUCAAAGGAUCUGGUGUUGAACGAAGGCUCCAAUGUCACAUUGAUGUGUCUGGCCAGUGGCAGACCGGAACCUGCCAUUGUUUGGAGAAUGAUAUCACCUUCAGAUGAUGGCCUCAGCUCAGACACUGAGGUUCUGGAGAUUCCCUUCAUCACCAGACAGAGAGCGGGAACUUACGAGUGCACCGCAGCUAAUGACAUUGCUGUGGACACACAGACAGUUGAACUCACGGUCAACUAUCCUCCUAGUGUCUCAGAGGGCAGUGAUGUUGGCGUGACCCUAGGUCAGAGAGGCGUCCUGGAGUGUGAGGUAGAUGCUGUACCCGAGGCAGAUUUUGAGUGGUACAGAGAUGACAGGAGGAUCUUCAGUAGCUUUGAUGGUAUUGAGAUUGAGAAUGCCGGAGCACUUUCAAAGCUGACUUUCUUCAACGUGUCCGAGACAGACUACGGCAAUUACACUUGUGUUGCUAUCAACAAACUCGGGAGUGCCAACACAAACAUCGUCCUUUACGAAAUAAUUGAACCCACUAGUUCGACGCUAUUGCAAGUGGAGACUGCUUCUGUUUUACAAAUGACUUCAUCUGAUUUAGAGCAAACAGCCUUUGAAAAUGAGUUUUGGGAAGGGCCCGGAGCAGUUCAGGACGGCAACAGUGGCACUUCAACGAUGUUCACACCCACCUGUCUACUUCUCAUUGUUGUUCUACAACUGUUGCACAAGUUUUGAUGGUGAAGUCACAAAUCAUGCAUGGGUUACCAAAAUGCCCAAAAUGUGCAUGGGGUACCCAAGUACUUCCUUUUAAUUAAUAAUUAUAAUUAUUUGUUUUGUUUAUAAUAGAGUUUAAUAAUGUAACUUCUCUUACAUUGCUACUUAUCACACUCUUUUGCCCACCGAAUACAGUUUUGUAUUCACUAAAAGCAAACUACAAAGAGGCAUGUCUAAUUUUAAAUAUUUAACUUAAUUUAUUUUUGUGACUGUCAUUUUAAUUUAACUCUGUAACCCCAUAGGAAUCCAUAGAAUACUGUGUGAUAGGGAAGUACUUAUUACAUGUCAAAGGCAUGCGAUAACGAGGGCACAUGUCUUUGUUUAUGGAUAGUCAUUAUAUUUUUACUGUAUCAGAACUGUACAGCCAAACACAAUAAGCAGCAAAAAACACACACAACAGUUUAAAUGCUCUGUAAUAUUCACUUCAUGUGUGUUAUGAAUACUUUGUUCUAAGCUCUACUUAAGUCUGUCUCUGCAUAUUAAGCUGGGAAAGGAGAAAGUGUUUUGACACUGAAAAAGUGACAUACUUUAGCUUUAAUGACCAGAAUGACACAGUGGGACUAUGCAGAACCAUAUAUAAACUCAAUGAAGGAUGGUUUUAAACCACAAUGAAAUUGAUUUAGUUGUUGUUUUUAAGUCUAAAUGGCAUGACAAUUUAGGAAGCUGAAAAACAUGUGGAAUUUGAAGAUUUGGAGUUUCAAAAGUGCAACAAAACGUUUUUGGGAUCCAUUAGAGGGCCCACAAAACUGUCUGCUAAUACCUGUUAAUCACCUAUUCCAGAUGGACUUAACAACAAAAGCUUGAUUUUUGUUAACAUGGUGGUCUUUCAAAUCAUCUGUUGAUUUUUACAUUGAUUUUGUGCAUAUAAAUAAAUAAUUCGAGAAUUUUCAAGCACAUAUAUGUUCAUUAUAUCAACUUGGUCUCAUUGUAGUUCCUGCUAACAUGUAUGUAGGUAUGUACUGUAUGUAUGUAUGUAUAUGCAUAUAUAACUUGUACAAAGGGAAAAUAUGCACACUUGUUUUUACUAAAAUUGUGAAUCUGUUUAAAACAAUGCAACAAUUUUUUUUCUUCUAUUUUUGUUAUUCCCCUCAAUGUAAUUUAUUUCUGGCAAAGGUAUUAUGGUUUCCGCAUUAGGUAGACACGCAGUUGAAAUAUUAUAAUUUCAGUGAUUCAUUGUGGAGUGUUUAAAUAUCGUGCUUUGGGAACCAUCAGAUGAGGCAUAUUUACCAUGAUCACAAGCAUACUGUAUGUCCCAUUACCAUUCGUAUUCUAAAAAAAGUGAGAUUUUGAAAAGUCUCUGAAACUUAAAAUAACAACAAAAUAGAAAGAACCUCCCAAUGCUGUGUGAGAAUUUGUAACAGCUAACUUAAAAUGGCAACGUAUAAAUGCACUUUAUUAUCAGAAACACAGGAACAAGGCUUUUCAGUGCAUGGCCAAUUCCCCACCAAUGGAUCUUUAAACAACCAGCCUCUAGAAGUUCACUUUUUUCCACUACUCUCUAGUGGUUCCCUGGAGAGGAACAAAUUUAACAAGUUUUUGAACUUGUACUGUAAAAAAUUGUUGCGUCAUAUGUUUUUCCUUUAAUGGAGAUUGUGUGUUCAUAUUUAAGACUUACAAAAAUAAAAUGU